Messenger RNA from Lagenorhynchus albirostris (white-beaked dolphin), 2422 nucleotides. It is a transcript of the gene SH3BP2, whose product is annotated as SH3 domain binding protein 2. The transcript is spliced from 14 exons. Gene Ontology annotation, molecular function: SH3 domain binding. Gene Ontology annotation, biological process: signal transduction. NCBI's taxonomy places the organism in Eukaryota, Metazoa, Chordata, Mammalia, Artiodactyla, Delphinidae. The record is from RefSeq and is a predicted model, not a curated record. The coding region runs from base 146 to 1972 and encodes 608 amino acids.
GCCACGGGCCCCAGAUGCAGCAGGCGGCUGUCAGCAGGAGGCUCCGCGGGCGUAGCCGGCCCAGCACUCUGGGCUGCGCGGGGCACCGCACCGCGCCUGCCUAGGGGAGGCCGGCUGAAGCCCCGCCUCGUGGCCCCUGAGCCACAUGGCCUUCCUGGGCCCCAGGACACCUGCCCCCAAGCCGUCGCCAGGCAGGAAGACAGUCAUGUGCUGGGUCAGCCCGUGGACACCCAAGAGCCCUCCUCCUGCCCGCAGAGGGACGGAGGCUAGCUUCAUGGCGGCCGAGGAGAUGCACUGGCCCGUCCCCAUGAAGGCCAUUGGUGCUCAGAACUUGCUGACCAUGCCUGGGGGUGUGGCCAAGGCUGGCUACCUGCACAAGAAGGGCGGCACCCAGCUGCAGCUGCUCAAGUGGCCCCUGCGCUUCGUCAUCAUCCACAAGCGCUGCAUCUACUACUUCAAGAGCAGCACGUCCGCCUCCCCGCAGGGCGCCUUCUCGCUGAGUGGCUACAACCGGGUGAUGCGGGCAGCUGAGGAGACGACGUCCAGCAACGUCUUCCCCUUCAAGAUCGUCCACAUCAGCAAGAAGCACCGCACGUGGUUCUUCUCUGCCUCCUCUGAGGACGAGCGCAAGAGCUGGAUGACCUUGCUGCGCAGGGAGAUUGGCCACUUCCAUGAGAAGAAGGAGCUGCCUCUGGAUGCCAGCGACUCCAGCUCGGACACAGACAGCUUCUACGGUGCCAUUGAGCGGCCCGUGGACAUCAGCCUCUCUCCGUACCCCACGGACAAUGAAGACUACGAGCACGACGAUGAGGACGACUCUUACAUGGAACCCGACUGCCCCGAGUCCGGGAAGCCCGAGGAUGCCCUGAUCCACCCACCGGCCUACCCCCCACCUCCGGUGCCCACGCCCAGGAAGCCCGUCUUCUCUGAUGUGCCCCGGGCCCUCUCCUUUUCCUCCAAGGGUCCAGGCCCUCUGCUGCCACCUGCACCCCCUAAGCGCAGCCUCCCCGAUGCCGGCCCGGCCCCCGAGGACUCCAGGAGGGAGCUGCUGGGCCCGAGGUGGCUCGAGCCCGGCCCCAGGGUGCCCGCCCCCUCCCGGAGGGUGAGUGAACCCCCACCGGGCGGCCUGCCCGCCGUGCCCAGCCGGAAGCCACCUUGCUUCCGCGAGGACGCCAGCUCCGGCCCGGAGCCGCGGGUCCCUGGCCACGGCGCCAGCUCUUCCUCUGGCUCUGCCAGCGCAGCUGCUGCCACCUCCAGGAACUGUGACAAGCUCAAGUCCUUCCACCUGUCCCCUCGGGGGCCACCCACACCUGAGCCCCCUCCCGUGCCGGCCAACAAGCCCAAGUUCUUGAAGGUGGCUGAAGUGGCCCCCCCAAGGGAGGCAGCCAAGCCCGGACUCUUCGCGCCCGCCGUGGCCCCCCGGCCUCCCGCACUGAAGCUGCCCACGCCCGAGGCCACAGCCCGGCCCGCGAUCCUGCCCAGGCCAGAAAAGCCGCCCCUCCCCCACCUCCAGAGAUCACCCCCCGACGGGCAGAGCUUCAGGAGCUUCUCCUUUGAAAAACCCCGGAAACCCGCGCAGGCUGACACGCCGCAGGCGGACGCUGGCGGGGAGGACUCUGAUGAGGACUACGAGAAGGUGCCACUGCCCAGCUCCGUUUUCAUCAACACCACGGAAUCUUGUGAAGUGGAAAGGCUGUUCAAAGCCACGAGCCCCCGGGGAGAGCCCCUGGACGGCCUCUACUGCAUCCGGAACUCCUCCACCAAGGCGGGGAAGGUUCUGGUCGUGUGGGACGAAACCUCCAGCAAAGUGAGGAACUACCGCAUCUUUGAGAAGGAGGCAAAGUUCUACCUGGAGGGCGAGGUCCUGUUUGUGAGCGUGGGCAGCCUGGUGGAGCAUUACCACACUCACGUGCUGCCUGGCCACCAGAGCCUGCUGCUGCGGCACCCCUACGGUUACGCCAGGCCCAGGUGACGCCUGUGCUUGCACGCUACUGGGCAGAGACGGCCACGGGGCCACAGCCCUGGGCCACGCAGAAGGAGACCGGCCUGCACGGGAGAACACGCGGGAGCCAGCACCGUGCUCUGACCCGGGGCCUCCCCGGUGGACACCUCACAGAGAUUGCCAGGCCAGGCCCCGCCCAGCAGGCUGGGUCCCCCGGGGCUCGGCCAGGCCCUGGGCUCCAGGGAAUUGUGUGGGCCUCUCCUGUCUCACCCCGCCCACCUCCCAGGAGCCUAGGACUGAGCCCAGUCUGGACUUGAUUUACAGAAAUUCUGGUACCCCCCGGCACGCCCCCCCGGCACUGGGCUGGGAGCUGGGCAGGGCUGAGGUAUUUGGGGUUGGGCAGGGGCUGGACCCCCAGGAACGCUACAACACAGGCUCCGAGAGGGGCCGGUGCCGCACAAUAAAGCACAGAUGACCUUU